Molecule: messenger RNA, 1695 nt
Organism: Lodderomyces margitis
Lineage: Eukaryota; Fungi; Ascomycota; Pichiomycetes; Serinales; Debaryomycetaceae
Exons: 1
Coding region: 1-1695 (564 amino acids)
Biological process (GO): transport
Molecular function (GO): transporter activity
Source: RefSeq, a predicted model, not a curated record
AUGUCGCUACAUUCUGCAAGUGGUGGCAAGGAUUCCAACCUACCGCUACCCCAUUGGGUUAUCACGAUAUCAUUCUAUUCCUCCUUAACAUCAGCAUUCAUUAUAUCAAUAAGUAUCUUACUUCACUUGCUAAACUACCGCAAACCGUUUCAACAACGACUCAUGAUUCGAAUACAAUUGAUAGUUCCAUUAUUUGCCCUAAGUUGUUACUCAAUGUUGAUUAAUCAAACAUCAAUAUUCAAUCGAUUUGUUCUCGAGCCUAUACGCGAAAUCUAUGAAGCUUUUGUCAUUUAUACGUUUUUCUCCUUAUUGACUGACAUGUUGGGCGGCGAACGCAAUAUAAUCAUCGUGACUAGUGGUCGAAAACCAGUACCUCAUCCGGGCAUAAUGAAGUACAUAAUGCCAUCAUUGGAUAUAUCUGACCCAAAAACUUUCCUACUGAUAAAGCGGGGGAUCUUGCAAUACGUAUGGUUGAAGCCUUGUAUUUGUUUUGGUACAUUGUUUUUUGAAUUGAUGGGAUGGUAUAAUGUCAAUGAUAUGAGCUACAAGUCGAUUUAUUUGUGGAUGACGGUGCUCUAUAAUGCCAGUGUCACGUUGUCAUUGUAUAGCUUGGCUAUAUUUUGGAAGAUUUUGUGGGAUGAUUUAAAACCGUUUAAACCAGUGGGCAAGUUUCUUUGUGUCAAGUUGAUCAUUUUUGCAUCUUAUUGGCAAGGGGUUAUAUUAGCAAUCCUUAAUUUCUUUGAAGUGCUACCUGGAAGUGGUGGGAACGAUAGUAGUGGUGGUGGCGAUGGUGGCAGCGGCGAAAGUAUUGGGCUAUGUAUACAAAAUGCAUUGCUAUGUGUUGAAUUGAUUGCAUUUGCCAUUGGCCACUGGUACUCAUUCUCGUAUUAUCCAUUCACAAUAUCACAAUUACCAUGGGGCAGAUACAAGUUUUACUACGCUUUAAAAGACUGGUUAGGUUUCAAAGAUUUAAUGAUUGAUUUCCAAAAGACAUUUAAAGGUGACCAUUACAAGGAUUACCGACAAUUUGAUUCAGUUGAAGCGGUAGUAGCCCAUCCUGAAUCAAAGGGAAGAAUGAGUCGCAUACAUCAGGGCUUACGAUAUCAUUAUGAUGGCAAACAUAAGCACUGGCUACCAGAUAACCUGAGCUUGAAUAAUAGCAACACCAACAGUUUAAAUGGGGCAAAUGUCCCUAGUACUUCGGAAAUACAUGCUUUAGAUAAUGCAUCAAUGUUGUCGAAUAAUACGUCAAUGAGGGCAAUAUACCCCCAAUCACCGAAAACAUCACCACCAGGAUCACCGGCAAUGGGUGGGGGCGGAAGCGACCAUGAUGAUAAUAGCAGUAUAGAAGGAACAGCCACAGCCACAUCCGCUACAGCUACUACAGCGAUGAUAAUACUGGAUAUUAUCAACUCCGACUCUAUACUAUCCACAAUUGACUACACCGUUGAACAACUUGAUCAAGAUGAGGCGAUAUAUCAAGAAGCAAUUGAAGAAAUCGGCAACUAUGCCUUGGAAGAUGACGAUGUGAAGCAGAUUUUGAAUUAUCCUAUAGUUGAUGGCGUGUUGGACAGCCAUGUGUAUGGAUACAAGGUGCAAAAGUUGCGACAACGACAGGAUAUGCGCAAGCUGAAGCAACGCAAAGAGUCUAUCUUGCAACUGAAUCAAAGUUAUCGGUAUGGAAGCAUCGUGUGA